Messenger RNA from Saccoglossus kowalevskii, 1595 nucleotides. Its product is annotated as rab-3A-interacting protein-like. Gene Ontology annotation, cellular component: Golgi to plasma membrane transport vesicle. Gene Ontology annotation, biological process: exocytosis. NCBI's taxonomy places the organism in Eukaryota, Metazoa, Hemichordata, Enteropneusta, Harrimaniidae. The record is from RefSeq and is a predicted model, not a curated record. Gene Ontology annotation, molecular function: guanyl-nucleotide exchange factor activity.
ACAAAAUGGCGUCUGUCAGUGAACCGGUAGUUUGAGGGCAAGUUUACAGAACACCUCAAGAGACCAUGAAUCGCCACACAAACAGGUCAUUUCUCGUAACGUCCAUAUUUGUGUGUUUUCCUCUUACUGAUCUGAAUUAAUAAAUGAUCAUGAACUUCAGGACUUAAAUUAUCAGUGUGACAAACAAUCAGAGCUUGAUAGCGCCCUCUAUCAUCAUGAUGAAAAUCAAGAACUUUCGUUUGAAACGUAAACAGCAGUUGCAUGCAAUAAACAAACCAGAGUCUCUGGCUGUUGAGAUCACUGGUCUUCAAAGAGCAAAGAGCACACCUAUCUUGAGUAAAAAUGAUCUUCCAUGUGACGACGAUGAACAGGAGAAGAUUUCUGAUUGCCAUGAUGAUAAUAAGUCAGUGGAGAGCAUCGAGAAAAAUGAGACUGAGAGCAAUGGAGGUCCUAUCAAUUUUAAAAGCAGUUUUGACAAUGAGUGGGACAACAACGGCGAUGUGACGAGAGUCAGAAGUCAAUCGACUGCCGAAUCAGCUCGGAUGCAAGCAAUUGAUAAACUUCAGGUUGAACUGAGGAAAGCACAAGAGGCACUUCAACUAAAGGAUGAACAAGUUGCCAAGUUGUCUGGAAUACAGACAGAAAUGGACCGAGAAUUGGAAGAAUUAACGGCUUGCUUAUUUCAGGAGGCUCAUGGGAUGGUGCGUGAAGCCAACAUCAAACAAGCUACGUCAGAGAAAGCUUUAAAAGAAGCACAGACAAAAAUUGAUGUACUGCAAGCUGAAGUGAGUGCUUUGAAGAGCUUGGUAAUCACAUCCACACCCAGCAUGCACUACAGGAAGUCCAAACUUGGAUUUCUUCGCCAUGGCAACCAUACCCCAAACCCAUCGUUUAGCCCCAGCCAUCAAAAAGCCAGUAGUGUCGGCGGGCUAACACCGAUACAAGUUCCAGCAGAACAAAAAGAAAUCGAUCCAAUGCUAUACCAGGAGUUCAUAGCAUUCAAGCGAGCUACACACGCAGAUAAUCACGAGUCGGUGUUUAUUAAGAGGGUACUUCAAGAAGACAUUGAACCAUGUUUACACUUUGCAAAUGCCGAGUUAUGCAGCGCAUUGUUGAACUGUAUAGAAAAAAAUAUUUUGUGCAUAGAACCGAUAAUGACUUCUUCUUACCCAAAAAAAUGUGCACUAACCGGCACUCAAAAAGUUUGCAAAUAUCGUUUUCGUCUUGGUGAAACCGACAAAUGGUAUAAUAUAUCGGCUGCAUGUAGAGACAGGAUAACUGCUGUGUGUGAUUUUUACACUUACCUGAGGUACAUUAAACAGGGUUUAGUGAAAGCUGAUGAAAAGGACAUGUACUGGGAAGUGAUACGACUGCGUAGUGAUAUGUCACUGGUUAAACUUGGUCUAUAAAUGAUGAUUCCUAUGGAAUACCAUCAGCUGUAACCGGGCAAUGUUCACACAAUAUGGUACUUAAUAUCUAUCCAUUCCAGCUUCUUACCCCCAUUGUAGAAUGCUGCCAACCCCCUCCCUCCCCAUUGCUGGUACAGUCCAAUUUCAACCAUGGUUUGGUUGAUCCAUUUACAUUACAGUUUUUUA